Anolis sagrei ordinatus is the source of this 1691-nucleotide messenger RNA. RefSeq names its product transmembrane protein 98 (gene TMEM98). The record is from RefSeq and is a predicted model, not a curated record. Lineage: Eukaryota; Metazoa; Chordata; Lepidosauria; Squamata; Anolidae. Gene Ontology annotation, cellular component: endoplasmic reticulum.
CCCAAAUCCCCCUUGCUUGGCCAGCCCACUUUCUAAUCUCUCCUCUGUCCGUCUGGCAUCAGUUCAACUUCAUCCUGCUCAGGAAUGCAAGCAGGACCUGGCUCUCAAGAGACGGCUCCAAGGGCUGGCGUUGGCCCAUUUGGAGGCCCAUCUUAGCAACUGGUUUGGCGAACUCUUUCCCAGGAGGACACAUCAGGCCACGGCCAUAUCCAGAGCACUCAUCCAGUAUUCCCAGGAAGAAAUACCACUGAAGUUGUCCAAACUGAUUCACUCUCAUCAUCCUCUUCCCCGAGGACAUAGUGGGGAUUCAAUGGAGACAGUUGUGAUUGUGGCCAUUGGAGUGCUUGCAACCAUCUUUCUGGCCUCUUUUGUAGCCCUGGUUGUGGUCUGUAGGCAGCGUUACUGCCGACCCAAGGACUUCGUGAACCAUUAUGAUACCAGGCCCAUCGUUGACCAUAUGGGCUCAACAGAGACGCAGUCAGAACCUUCCGAACUGGAGCUGGACGACGUGGUGAUAACAAACCCACAUAUUGAAGCAAUUCUGGAGAACGAAGACUGGAUUGAAGAUGCGUCGGGCCUGGUCUCGCACUGUAUCGCUAUUCUAAAGAUCUGUCAUACCCUCACAGAGAAACUUGUUGCCAUGACCAUGGGUUCGGGAGCUCAGAUGAAAGCUCCAUCCAGCCUCAACGAUAUCAUUGUGGUUGCCAAGCGGAUCAGUCCCAGGGUGGAUGAUGUGGUCCGAUCCAUGUACCCACCACUGGACCCUAAGCUUUUGGAUGCCAGAACCACAGCGCUGUUGCUCUCGGUGAGCCAUUUGGUCUUGAUCACCCGCAACGCCUGCCACUCUCCCAGCCGCAUGGACUGGAUUGACCAGUCCCUCUCUGCGGCAGAGGAGCACAUGGCUGUCUUGCGCGAAGCAGCCCUUGCCUCCGAACCAGAACGUGCCGUACCAACUGCUGAGGGCUUCCUGCAGGAGCAGUCUACCAUCUGAGAGAGACAUCUGAAGCCUUGAGUUUUCCAUCAUUGCAGUUUCUCCACUCUCGACUGGCAUCACUGGCAUCAAUGCAAAGCUUACAACAGCAUCCUGCAGAGCUUCGUUUGGCUGACUAGCUAGUAUCCCAGAGCUGAGUUUGUAUUGCUGCUUUCUGCUCUCUUAUCACUUUGUGCUGCUUUAAAAUAUACAAACUAGUGGCAUUGAGAAAAAUAUUAAAGUGAAGGCAAAGCACUGUUUUUGGCAAUGAGAAUAUUUAGUUGUUGCAGUUGCUGUAAAAAUAAGACCAGGAAAAUAAUCCCUGUUGAAUUUUGAAAAUCAUAUGAAUCAAUAAGGACUAUUUUUUGUCCUUUCUGAGAACUGUAGCACAUACAGUUAUGUUGAUUUUGAAUAAUAGCUUCCUUGUGCCAUUAUCACACAACACUUUUGAAAUUCUCUUCCACUUUUUGAUAUGCACAGCUACUGUGCAUCCUAAUUCCAGUACUACCAACAACAACGAAAUACAUAAGAUACACCUAUGAUUCUAAGAUGCAUUCCAUUUUUAGAAAUGUUUAUAUAUGGGGGGAAAAUGUGCCUUAGAACUGAGGAAAUACAGUAAAUUCGUAGCUCUAUGGAUUCUGGUCCGUAUUCCUAAUGUUCUAUUUAUAUACUACGUUGUGGUCUGUGAUCUGUUUAUACUAUAAACUGGUGAUUGUAGAGA